AUGAACCCCUCUGGGAACAGUCGUUCCCAGGAGGAGCUUUUCCUGCAUCCUUCUGGUCAGCAGGAGGCCGAAUCCCCUGUCAUUGGGCCAUUGCGCAUCAGUAAACGAGAAACUCCUCCGCCAGCUGCUUCGGGUGCUGCCCCUUUACCAUACCCCGAUGACCGACCACGGCCCCAACAGCAUGUCUGGGGUUCGGGCUCUAGUGGUUCGAGUCCAAUAGCGCAGACUGGCAGGCACAGUGCCUCUCCAACGUCGAGCGGAUCAGGGCCAUCGCCAGUUGACUAUCCUGCCGCUUUGCGACCCAGGGAUGGCCGCGAGCCCAAGCAAUCGACAUUGGCGGAGCGACGAGGCAACGCGCCCAAGCCGUUACCGGAGUCUCCAAUAGUUGAUAAUUCGAAUAGAGAUGCGUAUUUUGCCAGGAUGAACCAGCCAGCACCAGCACCUCCAAUUGCCAAUCCGCCGCAGAGUACGGCGCAUAUGGAUUAUAAUCAGCAUUACUACCCUCCUCCGCAACCAUCCACCUCAUCGAGACCGGCAUCUCGGACAACACCCUCACAGAGCCUUCAGCCUCCCGGACAGCACAGCAUCAACCGUAUAAGCUCUGUAGCCUCUACCUCAACAACUCGUGCCGAGCGAGGUUCACCCCCACCGCCAGAAACACCCAUCAUCGAGCCAGGACAACAUCCGACUUCUGAUAUUGAAGCGCGUUAUGCAGCCUCGGGGAUUGCGGGUACCUCAACACUGACGGGCUUGCAGGCUCAGAGUGCUGCGGCGCAGCGAAGAGCGGAACAAUACGCCGGACAACAGCCUAGAAAUAACAUUCAGCGUCCAUGGACUCCAACUGAACUGCCGGGGUCUCAGCCCCAUGGACCGCCGACCGUGUAUCAAGGCGCUGAAGAGGUCUCGUCACAGAAUCAGGCACCUGCAUCAAACCAGUUUGCUCCCAAUCCGGCGGCAACUCCGCCACAAGCGUCGCAGGCCCAGCAGCCUGGGAGACUUCCGAAUAAUGCACUUGAACAAGACUUAGAGAGGAUGCGCAUCAGCUCGUCUCCUCCCCCAGCUUAUUCAAGCGUGCCACGACCAUCAUCCGCUUCCCAGGGCUACCCCAAUGAGAAGCAACGCCUUGCAGCUUCGACUACACAGCAUCCGGCAACAACUGCGCCCACCACUGUUGCGGUGACCGGGGCUGCUGCGCCAAUGGUCUCGGCGCAAGAACAUCCAGCAUUCGCCAACGAUUCAAGGCAGCAACAGCCGCAACACGUAUCAGAACCGUCGCCGCAUAGCGACGUACAAAACGGUGGUCAGCAGGAACAGCACCCGGCUUUUCAGCCUCAACAAGCCCAGGCCAAUACAAUACCGGCUGGAACUGGCACUCUGCCUCCAGCCUCUCCUCCCCCGCUCCCGGAGGGCUGGAUUGCUCAUUUAGAUCCAAAUUCAGGACAAUACUAUUACAUUCACCUGCCCACUCAGUCCACUCAAUGGGAGUUUCCCAAAGGACCUACACCUCUAAACCUCAACGAAGCUCCGAUGUCACCGGUCGGAAGCGUGUACAGCGCCCACCCCCUCACCUCGCCAGGAUUAUCGGCGUUUGGAAAGCCACUGGCAUCUCCUGGUGUUCCUAUGACUCCUGGGUUUGAAAGCCUGCAGUCCCCAUCCGUAGUAGGGUUUACUGGCCCUCCCCCAACUAGCGGCGUUGAGAUGUACAAGGUGGCACCGACAAAUGGCGUUUAUUUUGGCCCUUAUCUACGCUAUGCGAACAUGGAUAUCCAGCGCGGUAUUUGGUUUGGAUCUAUUCUUCUGGUCACUGAUGCUGCCCAACCACCCACAAUCCACAUUCAUCAAAGCGUCGACUUAUCUCCAAACCCUCGCCAGUUGAAGGCAAUCUCCAUAUCUACCCAUCAGCGGUGGACGUUCUACAAAUAUGAGGUUGACUUGAAAAUGGACGAGUCUGGUCCUGCCAAAUGGACCUACGCUAUCACAUCGCAUCUUGGGUGCACACGCUAUGAGUUCCUGGUCGCCGGUCAACAUGAGGCGAGCUGGCGCUUCAUCACAACCUCGGGCAAUGAUUUUUCUCUCAACGUGAAUGAGAACGAGAGGUCACGGCUGGGAGGAGUUGGACUGAUGUGGAAGGACAUUAUGCAGAAACACACUGAGAUUGGUGGUUUCCACGCACAAUUGUGUUUAGGUGGCCAGAUAUACGCUGAUCGGAUGUGGAAGGAGAUUUCGUCGCUGAAGCAGUGGCUCAUGAUUCGAGGGAAAGAGGCUAGAAAAACUGCACCUUGGACGGCGACUCAUGAGCAAGACGUCUUUCAUGGCUACUUCCAUUAUUACACUAGCCACUUCGACCAGCCAUAUUUGAGGGAAUCAUUCGCUCAGAUUCCGUAUGUCUGCCAGAUUGACGAUCAUGAUAUCUUUGACGGAUUUGGCUCAUAUCCCGAACAUAUGCAGUUCUCCAAUAUGUUCAAGAACAUUGGUCGUGUCGGAAUUGAAAUGUACUUACUUUUCCAGCACCAUACGACUCUCGACAUCCUACGCAAUGCCAGCACAGACCAUGACCUUUUUACCAUCACUGGUACGGGGUGGCAUUUCGUUAAAUACCUCGGCCCCUCCGUGGUUCUUGUAGGUCUUGACUGUCGUUCGGAGCGCAACCAGCAUCAGGUCCUCGCUGGGCCCACCUACCAAGGCAUUUUCCCCAAAAUUGCCAUGCUCCCAUCCACAGUUCAGCACUGCCUGUGGAUGUCAUCUAUUCCACUUAUUUACCCACGCCUAGAAACUGCAGAACAUAUUGCCCAAACAUUUACUACCGGCAAGCGAGCUUUCACUGGUGCAUACAACGUACUGGGCAAGGUGACCAGUUCCGUGGCGGGUGUGGUGGGAGCCAAGGACGUUGUCGGCUCCGGCUUCGACUCUGUUAAGCGUGCUGUAGGUAAGAGCGGACUCAUGGGAGGGAUCCUAAGCCCAUUCGGAGAAUUCGACCUUCUCGACGAGCUUCGAGACCAAUGGACUCAUGAAUCAAAGGACCUAGAAAGAACCUACCUAAUCCGCACACUCCAGGGCAUCGCACACCAAAAAUCCAUAAGAAUGACCUUCCUCUCCGGUGCCGUCAACGUUUGCGGCGCGGGCCUAGUCCAUGACCCUGGCCAGCCGUCAGACCACAAAACGAUGUACCAGCUGAUUUCCUCCUCGGUCGUUAACAGUCCUCCACCUUCCUAUAUUAUUAAAAUGCUUCACGCAAGCAAUAAGCCCCUUUAUGUCCCUUCAAAUGGCCACCGCUCCACCCCUUCCCAGCCCACAGAUACAAAGGAAGACAUGAUGGAAAUCUUUCAAAAUGAUGUGACGGGCCAGGCGCGUGAAUAUAAAAAGCUUAUGGGCAGACGAAAUUACAUUGCCAUUGUUGCAUACGACCCAGAUUCCAUUGGUGGAAAUCAGAUGUCCUUGUCGAUGUAUGGACAGCAGGGAUUUCCGCCUCCUGGUGGAGGUGGGAAGUUGAAUCUUGCUGUUGAUUUUAUGGUGCAGGGGGAUGGAUCGUUUGGGCAGGUGGUCAAGUAUGGACCUGUCAUUGUGCCGAAUUUGGAGCAUGGGAAGUGA
Molecule: messenger RNA, 3588 nt
Organism: Aspergillus versicolor CBS 583.65
Lineage: Eukaryota; Fungi; Ascomycota; Eurotiomycetes; Eurotiales; Aspergillaceae
Product: WW domain protein
Exons: 3
Coding region: 1-3588 (1195 amino acids)
Cellular component (GO): membrane
Molecular function (GO): protein binding
Source: RefSeq, a predicted model, not a curated record